GUUGACUUCAUCCACACCGCAUACCUCCAUCUUGGGCCCGAUGCGCCGCUGGUGCCCCUCGACGAUGAUUCAGAAAGCUCAUGGCGCCCCUCCUCCAGCGGCGCGUGCAACCCAAUGCGGACGAUCAGCGGUCCCGUCCCUGCCCCGCGUCCUGUCAUCGCCCACUGAAACGCUGCUCGGCAGCAGGGUCCAGCCAGUGCCAGGGCAGCCACGAUCAUCAGGGCUCAGCCACGAGAACGUCAUCAUUCUGCAUCAUCGCCGCGGUUGAUGAGAGCGAACUGAUGAGGCCGUCAGCAAGAAAGGCAAGACUUGAAUGAAGAUGCCUAUAAAACGGCGCACGCAUGGCCAGAUUUGUGUCCCUCUCUUGGAUGAGACCGAAGACGACGCAUUCACCCGAUCACGCGAUCCGACAGCUCCAAUAAUCGUGCAUCCAAGAAACAAUAAGCCUCGUGUAGAACUGAGUUCUCUCCUGCGCCGCAUAUCGGUCAUGGACGCGAGCCAGGAACAACAGUACGCGACGUCGAAUCUUCGGCCCUCUUCCAAGCCAUCGAUGCCGAGCCAAGAAUCGUCAACAACAAGCUCGACAGGAAGCAACAUCAUCAUGCCUUCUACAGGCGGCCGCGGCGACACACAAAAAAAGCGCCAAGUCGUCGUCCCACUUCGACAGCUGCGCCCGGAGCCACAGUGGAUCGACUGCCCUAAGUGCGGACAGACGGCACAGACGCAGAUCCAGUGCCGCAGCGAGGGCAAGCAAAAGUUUAUGAAUGUGUUUUGGUGGCCUCUUCCGGGCCGCAAGCACUGGUGGGAGAAGACGCGCUGGCUGUGCGGCAACUGCCAUACGGAGCUGGCGAUGCAAAAGUAUAACGAUGACCUCGAGGUUUUGGCCUAGUACAUGUAGUUUUGUGGCUUCCAUUGUCUGCCGGCGGCGGUCGGCGGCCCAUGGUGAAUUUGGAUACCUAUUUGAGCGUGGGACGAUCAUGUAUAGUACUACUGCCUUGCCUUGUUGCCCGAGAUCCGUUUAAUGCAGCGCAUCUGCCCUCCUUGGCAACCCAAGACAAAUAGAUCUUUUUAUCGUGCU
Purpureocillium takamizusanense is the source of this 1078-nucleotide messenger RNA. RefSeq lists its product as uncharacterized. The transcript is spliced from 2 exons. NCBI's taxonomy places the organism in Eukaryota, Fungi, Ascomycota, Sordariomycetes, Hypocreales, Ophiocordycipitaceae. The record is from RefSeq and is a predicted model, not a curated record. Bases 314 to 889 code for a protein of 191 amino acids.